Molecule: messenger RNA, 2382 nt
Organism: Mesocestoides corti
Lineage: Eukaryota; Metazoa; Platyhelminthes; Cestoda; Cyclophyllidea; Mesocestoididae
Source: the annotation of a GenBank genome assembly
AUGGCACUGUUAUUGCACAAGUCGUGCAACAAGCGUAAUUCUGAAGAUCAAAAUCUCGCUGAACUUGCAAUCCACGAGGACACCGAUGAUGAAGAUCAAACUGAGUGUGAACGUACCGUGUUGUGUUUUGAUUCCGAUAGUUCUGAAGACCACAUGAAGAAUGGAGUAGAGUUAGUGUCUGGAGUCCCUGCACUCUCUCCACUUACUGCCCAGGCUCCCUUUUUAGUGACGCAAUGUGACAACGCGGUAAAGGACAUGGAGCCUGCAAUAAACGACGAUCAAUUAGAUUUUGUCCUAAGUUCGGGCAGCGAUUGUGAUGUUGAAAUCGACCAGCGAAUAAUUGUCGAACCUUUAAAUCACCGUCUUCCCCCAAAGCUUGAUACGUCUGUAUCUACUAAGGCUGUGCAUACUGGGCCGGUCAGUGUUCUGGAGCUGCCUUCAAAAAGGGAACUACGGUGCGCCUUGUCUUCUCGCUUGGCAACACGCCUACGGCGUAUUCAGUCCGAUAGGGUCAUUUGGCAACAUUCUCGCUCAAACUCUUCAGAUGUUUGCAAAAAACACCCACAGGCUGUUUUCAGUGCACAGUCAGUUUUCAUUCAGUCCCCGUCUCGUACCGUCAGUGGCCACGUCAUAAUCAAUUCAUCAGUUGGCGAAGUUCUCAUUCUCUCCACCGCACUGUUUACCGAUGCCCAGUGGACUCUUUUAAAGGAAGCAGCUUUGUUUGCAUGUUCGCUUGUCAUCACAUUAACGGCUCCGUGAGCAGAAACCGCCGGAACCGAGGUCGUCUUCACCAGAAAGGAUUUCGACCAUGUGCAGUUGUUUCCAAACAAACCUGAUCGACUUCUCAUCGCAAGUACCGUGGCCAUUUCUUCUUGUCCGCAACCUGAAAUGUGGCCCCGGGCGGAAUUUGCAGUGAAGGCUUCAAUAUUCUUCCCUAUUUUCCAGAUCCGGCUGACAACUCUUGGUCCACUUGCAAGUAUCGUUUCGGCUUUAAAAUUUGCAUUUAUGGUGAAAUUCGCUGGUGGUGGCUUGUCCGUCUUUCUAUUGCCCACCUCGAUCUGCUCUCCGCAGCAAUGCAAAGAGUCCGAAUCAUUGGUCAAGUCAUCGCACGAAUUAUCAUUCCUGAGUCCAGGCUGCGUUUACAGCAUAAAGUCCCUUCCUACUGCUCUGAGCAUUGUUGACAAAAAAAUAGGCAGAAAAGUUCGUGAACUGUGGGUUACUUUUGCUGAAAUUCUGCGGGGAGACGACAGACUUAGCCAAUUCAUAUACCCAGACGACUCAGAAUACCCACCUUGUUUGGUGCUGAAAACUUCUGAGAAAUUCCAACUGUCUCUGCAAAUGUCCGUUUUUUCGGAAAACAUUGUCUUCCCCCUCUACUCCCCCAUGCUUCAGCCGAAUUCGCGUUGCUCAUUGAACGGGAUCCUUCUCCAUGAGUUUCCGUCGGGUUCGGGCAUUGCUGAAAAGGUUUUGGCCUUGGCAAGAAGCACCUGUGGCAAGAAAGGUAUCUCGGGCGCAUUUGUGAUCAUCUCGGGUAGCAUGGCGUCGGGGUUGGCCUCUCGUGUCCACCACCCGCCUACCCCACAGUUGGUGGUGUGCACUUCGGAUGCGGCCACCCCCAUAACGCUCCUCACCACUUCGAACCACCUCUCCCCUUGUCCAGCCAUUGCCUACGGCCAACACCGCAGUUGUCGAGUUCGAUUGUCUAUCGCCGGUGCCAUUAUCACCAGUGGCUUCUUUGUCCUGGACGCAUUCAGUCGCAUUGAGUUGCUUGACGUUGACCUUCUUCCAGUAACGAGCGGCAAAUGCAUUCGACACCAUUCCUUCCCCCCAGCAUUUGACCAUUCAAGACCUGACGGCCUGCUUAAUUUAAGCCUCAUAACAACCUCAGGUGUGGUCGUCGGCGUUGAUUCUUCUGCUUCUCAGGUGUGGCCGCUGUGUCCAGGCUGUCUCUCGGAUGAGCUGAAGCACCCGCUUGAUAAAGUGGCGGCUACAGCACUGGAAUGUAGUCGUUGCCAGGCCAAAAUUGAUAAACCGUUUCACGCAAUGGAGGUCGUUGUUGAACUAGGCGUUGACGAGCAGACUGACUCGGUUUGCUCCAUUCAAUCGGACGCGAUGCAACGUCGGUGUGUCAAGGUUUGCAUGUUACCUUCACAAUUGGCAGAAAUGGUUUGCCUCUCAGAAGCCCAACUUCUUCAGCCUUCACUUGUCAAUCCAAACUGCCUGAUUGGACGGCCAGUGGAUUUUCUCUUGGGAACAUUAAUAAUGUUGCCAUCGGUUCGAGGUUCACAAGAUUUCGCACACCAAUGCCAAGCCGUUAUUGUUCAAUUGCCCUCCAAUUUGCUAACAUCACUGGCACACAGCGUGACAUCCGUCCCCUGCUGA